Etheostoma cragini (Arkansas darter) is the source of this 2927-nucleotide messenger RNA. RefSeq names its product PDZ and LIM domain 5a (gene pdlim5a). Gene Ontology annotation, cellular component: stress fiber; Z disc; adherens junction. The coding region runs from base 408 to 2120 and encodes 570 amino acids. Gene Ontology annotation, biological process: heart development; actin cytoskeleton organization; muscle structure development. Gene Ontology annotation, molecular function: muscle alpha-actinin binding; actin binding. The transcript is spliced from 13 exons. The record is from RefSeq and is a predicted model, not a curated record. Lineage: Eukaryota; Metazoa; Chordata; Actinopteri; Perciformes; Percidae.
UCUUUCUCCCCCUUCUCUCCUUCCAACCUAACCUCUACCCGUUCUCCCACUCACCUCCCCCUUCUUCUCUACCCUCCUCCACUUUUCCCCUCCCCUCUGUCAUUAGCUGGUAUAAGAGCAUUGCAUCCCUCUCCACCUCUCUCACACACAUACAGUGUGUUUGCUGGGAAGGGGAUAGUCCAGGGGAAAAAGGGAUUACAUUGUCUACCUGCCUGUGAAGGAAUUAUUUUCCUCUCUGGAAUUUCCAUAAAAGAGAUCUUAGAACAACUUCCGGAAGAGAGCUGAAGCCAAAUUCUUACCUAUUGUCAAAACCCAGGGACAUCCCUGUUACCACCUGAUCCGCAACUAAUUUUCCUGCUGUCGACAUCAUCCCUUGUCAGCAACGUUUGACGACGUCCGAGGAGACCAUGAGCAGCAAUUACAUCGUCACUCUCUUAGGACCGGCCCCCUGGGGCUUCAGGCUGCAGGGAGGGAAGGACUUCAACAUGCCCCUCACCAUCUCCAGGCUGACAGAUGGUGGGAAGGCGGCUAAAGGCGGCAUCGGUAUUGGAGACAUGGUUCUGUCUAUUGACGGCAUCGCCACAGAGGGCAUGAACCACCUGGAGGCCCAGAACAAGAUCAAGAGCUGCACUGGCAACCUCAGCCUCACCCUGCAAAAGGCCUCCAGUGUUCCUAAACCACCUCCGGUGGCACCUAAGGAUGACAGAUCAGACAUCAUAAAACCAUUGGCCCUCACCCAUCCCCCUCCACCAUCCCAUCCCCACCCUCACUCCUCCAGCCCCUCCACCAUCCACUACAACAAGGCUCCUAGACCUUACGGUGGCUGUGCGUCUGAGAGUGAACACCCUCCUUCACAGUCCCCUUUCACUCCCUUCAUCCCAUCCCCAUCCUCUGCCUUCACUCCUGCCUCCUCCCACACCAGUCCUCCUCCAACUCCUGUCUCUUACCCAUCCUCUUCCUCCUCCCCCUCCCCCCCUGUCCUCGUUGCGCCUCAGCCAUCAGUGUAUAACACACCGAUAAACCUCUACUCCACCGAGAACGCAUGUGAGGUGGCCAUGGGGCAGAGGCGGGGCCUUUUGGAGAGUCAGGGUGGAGCCUUGCCUUUGCAGUUUCAUGGAGUUCCCAGGAAACACAUUGUGGACACAGACAUCCAAUUUUACCAUGUGCCCACUCAUGCUGAUGCCAGUAGGAAGCGCAUAAUGGAGGACACAGAGGACUGGCGCCCACGCGGUGGCACCACCCAGUCCAGAUCUUUCAGGAUUCUGGCUCAGAUCACGGGUACCGAGCGUGCUCCAGAUGAGAAAACUGACACAGCCAAGAACACAAAUGAGGAGUGCGAGGAGUCAGAACUCAACAGCCAUGAGUCUGCAGUUGUCAAGACCAUGACCAAAGGACCUGCAGCAUCCCAGGGUCUCGGUUCACGGACUGGUUUGAUCACCCCAUCCUUCGGUAUGAAAGGUAAUGGAAAUGCCAGUGUCCCGACGGGUCCUGUGCCAGCCCGACCUUUACCUCAAGUCCACCCUAAAGAUGAGGACACCCUGGUGCAGAUGGCAGAACACAUUCCUGCUGGAACUCGGGCGCCCAUGUGUGCCCACUGCAACAUGGUCAUCAGAGGGCCCUUUUUGGUGGCAAUGGGGAAAUCAUGGCAUAAGGAGGAGUUUAACUGUGCCCACUGCCGUACAUCCCUGGCAGAUAUAGGCUUUGUGGAAGAAAAGGGAUCUGUCUACUGUGAACACUGCUAUGAAGAUUUCUUGGCUCCAACAUGCAGUCGCUGCCAGGCCAAGAUACUGGGGGAGGUGAUAAAUGCUCUCAAACAGUCAUGGCAUGUCUACUGCUUUCUGUGCGCUUGCUGUCAGCAGCCAAUCAGAAACAAAAUCUUCCAUCUGGAGGAUGGAGAACCAUACUGUGAACAAGACUUCUACAGUGUGUUUGGGACGAGCUGCCAUGGCUGUGAGUUCCCCAUUGAGGCUGGAGACAAGUUCCUGGAGGCCCUUGGGUACACCUGGCAUGACACCUGCUUCGUCUGCACUGUGUGCUGCACCACUCUGGAAGGCCAGACCUUCUUUUCCAAGAAAGACAAACCUCUUUGCAAGAAACAUGCUCACACACUGAAGAUAUGAAUCUUGAACUUUCCUCAAAAUGUUCUAGCCACACGUUCUCCCUUGGUGGAUGGGGUGGGAGAGCCUUUUAAUAGAUCAUGCAACAAUAUAACUCAAGCAACACUCAUACAACAAGAGAGGUCAGAAAAAGGGAAACAAUGUAAAAUGUAUGUAAAAGUAAAGUUUUUCUUUGUUUUUCCAGACCCAUUGUGAGACAUAAUCUACAGUAUUUUUCUCAUGUGAUUUCUAAUAUAUGAGCAGCAACAUAUCUUGCAGUAAGAAUCACAGUUUUUACCCAUUUUCACCAAAACUGACCUUUGAUUUUCAUCUUUUCUUUUCUCUUUUUUUUAUAUACAGUACAUAAUUUGCUCAUGCAGAGAAAAGUAGAACAGUUUUACUGUUGAGCGGUGCAGUGUGUGUGUACUAGCACUAGAAAACCCGGUCAGAUAUUUAUUAAUACAAAGGAUUUUGUCAUCCCAGUCUUUAUUUCUUAAUCCAGAGUUUAAUCUUUAGUUUCCCUAAAGCACGUCAGGGUUGAUUUCAUCACAUUUUUCAUUGUCAGUCAGUCAGUGUACAAAGAGGCUUGGGUAACCUGUUACAUGACAUUUAACGCUUGAAAUUAGACAGUACCAGAAAUGUGUGGAAAACAGAUUCAUACCCUUGCUAAAUGAACUCAGAGAAAGGAGUAUAUUGGAAAAUUAUUUUCUAAGCAGGCAUUUCUUUUUUGUUAAUUUUAAUGUUUGUGUAGCUGUAAUCAAAUUUAACCAUCUAAUCUGCAGCUGUUAAGACAAGAGAAUAUUAGCCAUCUGAUUUCCUGUUUGAAUAUUU